UUAUAAAUAUUACAGUAUAAUAGAACAUAUUUUAAAAUUGUUUCUAUUGUUUAUAUUUUGUUUAUUACUUAUUAUUUUGAAGGCGGCACUGCCAAAAACUUCGCUUAAAAAAAAACACAUGAAUGAAAAUUGUGAUUCCCUUUGAAAGUUUAUAAAUCGGCAGAGGAGCGCAGGCGAAACACGACCCUUUGGUUACACUGGAUUACACUAUCGCUCGUUUAUAGCGGCAAAAGGCGUGUGCAUCACGUGUAUGUACGUGAGAAUGAGUCACAUGACCACACGUCAAUGCAAUGAGGUCAUCGCUGUCAGUAUUGUCACCGGUAGAACGGUACGAUCACAACGUGACGCCCGGGGAAAAGAUUUGACAGGUUAGGACUGAUGCCUCCACUAUCUCGAACACCUUUGACACCUUUGAUAAACAAGCUGAUUUUUAUUCGCCUAACUUCGGAAAGGGAAACGCUGUGACGUAAAACGGUUCGCCGUGUUGUAGCCGUAUUCUUCGUCGUUUUUACAGGUUUUACGUGUGUACGGAGUCUGGUGUCGACCGGGCUUCUCCCUCAGCGAAGCGCCCCCGAGAAGAAAAAAAAGAAGAGGAGAGGAGCCAGUUGUUUAUGCCCCGUAACGACAACCUGUCACAAUGGAGCAACAUGGCACGAGCAGCUCGACAGAUGAUUACGCGGAGAUAAUACGAAAAUUGCCUCUCCAUCUGAGAUUAGCCUAUGGUACAGGUCAUGUGCUCAACGAUAUCUGCGCUUCCAUGUGGUUUACAUAUUUGCUGGUCUUCUUUCACCUGGUGCUUGGUUUUGAUCCUACUCUGGCUGGUGUUGUGCUGCUCAUUGGUCAAAUAGCGGACGCCGUGGUCACCCCGUUCGUCGGUUUUCAGUCUGACAGAAUUGAUGAUUUCUGGUUGUGUAGAUAUGGCAGGAGGAAGACCUGGCACUUGUUAGGCACUAUUUGUGUACUAUUGGGAUUCCCAUUUAUAUUCUCGCAAUGUUUAGGCUGUGAGGGUGCACAUCAAUACGCACAGUUAGUUUAUUACGCUGCUUUUGUAGUGAUUUUCCAAUUUGGUUGGGCAGCAGUACAGAUAUCACAUUUAGCCUUAGUCCCUGAGCUAACGCCUGCUGAGCACGAGAGAACUGAACUUAUAGCUAUAAGGUUUACCUUUACUGUCUUCUCCAAUGUUCUCGUUUAUUGUAUUAUGUGGGGUGUACUACACGUAACGAGCGAUGAAUAUGAUUCUCAGAUCGGACCUGGUGACAUUCACAAAUUUCAGAAAGUUGUUCUAAUUGGAAUCGCAACUGGAUUAAUAGCAUCUAUUAUAUUUCAUGUUGUCGUUAAGGAAAAUGCUAAUGGCAAUACUAAUGGUAGUUUUUUGCAUAGAAAUGCCAGGACAGCAUCAGUAUUAUUAAGAGAUUUCAGAUUGUAUCAAGUAGCGUGUGUCUAUAUGCUUACACGACUAUUCAUUAAUUUGUGUCAAAUUUAUAUGCCUUUAUACUUACACGAGUCGUUAAAUAUGCCCGCGACAUCUUUGGCUUAUAUACCAUUGACAAUGUAUCUAAGUAGCUUUUUGACAUCUUUAAUCAUAGAGAGGCUUAAUACGAAAUGGGGACGAAAAGUCGCGUAUUCAAUUGGUGCUUUACUUGCGAUAUGCGCCUGUAUAUGGAUACAAUUCGGCAAAGGCGAUAUUUAUAUUAAAUAUGAGAUUUAUGUUGUAGCUGUACUAUUAGGUUCUGCUGGUGCAAUAAUGUUAGUAACUAGCCUCGGUGUAACUUCCGAUUUAAUAGGAAAAAAUACUGAGAGUGGUGCCUUCGCUUACGGAAUGAUGAGUUUUACGGAUAAGCUCAGUAACGGUCUGGUGGUUAUGUUGAUUCAGUAUUUACUAAAACAUUUUUCAUCUGGUUAUGCUAAUUAUUACUACAGAGACAUUCUUACAUAUGUCUGCGGCAUAUCUGCGGCAAUUGCUUUACUGAUGAUUUUAUACAUUAAACCAUUUUCUCGUACUACGGUGUUUGAUACCUUACGUAACGAUGAUGAUGAAGGUUUUAUAGAAACUCCAAAUGCGAUAGAUGAAAACUCCUCUACAAACCAAUCUCAAGCCAGUGUACAUUGAUAUAACGAUAAUACGAUUUAUAAUUUGUAAAUAUUUAAUAUAAAAUGCGAAAUACAAAGAUCUAUAUUUAUUAAGAGAAAAAA
Messenger RNA from Monomorium pharaonis (pharaoh ant), 2193 nucleotides. RefSeq names its product major facilitator superfamily domain-containing protein 12. The record is from RefSeq and is a predicted model, not a curated record. Gene Ontology annotation, biological process: carbohydrate transport. Bases 638 to 2110 code for a protein of 490 amino acids. Gene Ontology annotation, molecular function: symporter activity. The transcript has 8 exons. Gene Ontology annotation, cellular component: membrane. Lineage: Eukaryota; Metazoa; Arthropoda; Insecta; Hymenoptera; Formicidae.